Euleptes europaea (tarantolino) is the source of this 990-nucleotide messenger RNA. It is a transcript of the gene CCDC166, whose product is annotated as coiled-coil domain containing 166. Lineage: Eukaryota; Metazoa; Chordata; Lepidosauria; Squamata; Sphaerodactylidae. The coding region runs from base 1 to 990 and encodes 329 amino acids. The record is from RefSeq and is a predicted model, not a curated record. The transcript has a single exon.
AUGGCACCGAAGAAGAAAAAGGCAAAAGAAAAAAAAAGCAAGGCUGGAAAUGUCCCCGUGCCAAUAUUUGUCAGUGAGCGGGAGCAGUACCUUCAGAAGGAGUUUGCCAUCCUGACGGAGCACAUUGAUACAUACACCCAGCGCGUGCAGCACUUCCAGGAGGAAAACGAGUUCCUGGACAAGGAAGCACUGCAGAUCCGGGAGAACAGCAAGGCCUACCUCUCUUACUUGAAUAGGCGCACCCUCCGAUGCCAGACAGCCAUUGUUACACUGAAUGACCAGAAUCGCUCAGACCUCGCACAGGUUCGGAAACAAAAGGAACAGCUGAUCUCACAGUACACAGACAAGGAGAAGGAAGUGAAGAGCCAACUGAUCGAGAUGGAGACCAAGUACUCCCUCAUGCACAAAGAAGUGGAAGAGCUGCAGCCCUUCAAAGAACUGCAGUUCGAGCAGCUGACCAGGAUCCGUGAGCUGGAGAAGGAGCUUCUAGCCAUGAAAAUCCAGCAUUCGGAGCAAAUGCACAAGGUCAAGAGCCAGUUCCUACAGCAGAAGGCUGAAUAUGAGAUGGAGUCUCAGCAGAAAGUCCAAACUCUGGCCAAGCUGGCAGAGAAGGAAGCUGUGCGAAGUCUAAUACAGCACACCAAGCAGGUGAAAGCUGAGAACUGGCGACUGCGCCAUGAAUUGCUGAGCCUUAUCAGAAGAGCCGAAGUCUUGAAAGAUUUCAUGAGCCAGCUGAGAGAACAGCAGCAACAGCUUCUACGGGAGCACCAGUACAGCCAAGACCUUGCGCGCAUGCGCCAUUGGCUAAGGCAGCGUGGGGCUCGGGUAAUUGUCACUCCUGGCAGCAGCUUCAGAUGCAGCCCAGCAGCUAGGAACAGGACUCUUUCCCCUCAUGACAUAAAUGCCCAACUGCCCACAGAAAAGGAACUAAGAGCAUCCUCCAAGCAUUCCUCAGGCAAAGGACAACAUGCCGCUGGGUAUGAUUUUUAA